Molecule: messenger RNA, 934 nt
Organism: Manis javanica (Malayan pangolin)
Lineage: Eukaryota; Metazoa; Chordata; Mammalia; Pholidota; Manidae
Gene: TMEM88
Product: transmembrane protein 88
Biological process (GO): negative regulation of canonical Wnt signaling pathway
Cellular component (GO): plasma membrane
Molecular function (GO): PDZ domain binding
Source: RefSeq, a predicted model, not a curated record
UGGGCCGGGGGAGGGGCAGGAAAGAGGGCUAUAAGGGCCGCAGCCCUGGCGGGCGGGAGCCAGGCGGGCCAUGGCGGAUGUCCCCGGGGCACAGCGACCCGUUCCCGGCGGCGGCUCCGAACCCCGGGACCCCCUGGACUGCUGGGCCUGCGCUGUGUUGGUCACGGCUCAGAAUCUGCUGGUGGCUGCCUUCAAUCUUCUACUGCUGGCGCUGGUGUUGGGAACCAUCCUGCUACCCGCUGUCACCAUGCUAGGCUUCGGCUUCCUCUGCCACUCCCAGUUCCUGCGUUCCCAGGCACCCCCUUGCACCGCGCACCUUCGGGACCCGGGCUUCACCGCCCUCCUGGUCACCGGAUUCCUGCUCCUCGUACCGCUGCUCGUACUUGCCCUGGCCAGCUACCGCCGUCUCUGUCUACGCCUCCGCCUGGCCGAUUGCCUCGUGCCCUACAGCCGAGCCCUCUAUCGGCGCCGGCGCGCCCCGCAGCCGCGGCAAACCCGGGCAUCACCAGGCUCCCAGGCCGUUUCCACAUCAGGAAAGGUCUGGGUCUGAGGACCCUCGAGUCGAGAACAAUCCUGAGGACCGUCUUCCUUCCCAGUUGGCCCAAGACCUGAAGCCUAGGGUCUCCCGACCUACUCUACCCCAAUCCCUGCCUAAGCAGGGUCCUAGCAGCCCCACGGGGAACAGCAGCAGCUGUGGACCCGAUGCUGGUGAAAAUUCGCCAUAACGUGGGAAAUUCACUUUCCUUUCACUACCCACCUUUGAAUGCUGAACAUCUGGGCUGGACCCUGCAUACUACUCCCCACUGUGAAUAGGACAGCUGAACUCUCAUGUCCUCCUUUUCUGGUGCAGCACCUCUAAUAUUUACGGGCCAGGGAGAGGCAAGAUUGGAGGGAAAGAAAUGAUCACACAUUAAUAAAGAAUUAACGAACUGAA